This is a messenger RNA of Symbiodinium sp. CCMP2456, 2573 nucleotides long. Lineage: Eukaryota; Dinophyceae; Suessiales; Symbiodiniaceae. The record is from the annotation of a GenBank genome assembly.
GCAGAAGCGCUUCUGCAGCCGGGAACGUCAGCUUUGCCGAAGUCUUCGGUGACUACAUGGUCCUGCAGCAACAUCCGGCAAAGGCCGCCGUCUUUGGCAGCGCCUCGGGUGUCGCGAAGGUGUCGCUCAAGGUUGCCGAGCACGGAAUCGGCUACAUCGUCGAGGCGGAUGUCAAAGACGGGCAGUGGAAGGCCCUUCUUACCCCGACUUUCAAGGGCGGCGAUUGGACCAUAACGGCCACCGCCGGAGAUGCCACUGUCGUGUUGAAGCACGUCGCGUUUGGCGACGUGUGGUACUGCUCCGGUCAGAGCAACAUGGCACUUCCUCUCAAGUACACCUUGUCGCGCAACCAGAGCGUGGAAGGGAUCAAGGCCAACAAAUUCGACAUUCGCAUCCAGGGCAUGAGCGGCAACAUGAACCCAACUCAGCCCUGGAUGAAGGCAGCGGAUGCCAUCUCACAGCCCGCUGCUUGCGAUGAGGGCGACUGCCUCUUCUUCCGCUACUCUUCCACCUGCUGGUACUUCGCAGAGAGCCUCGUGGAGAAGCUUGGGAAGGAGGCGUCCCCGAUCGGCCUCAUCCACACAGCCUGGGGUGGCAGUAUGAUCGAGGCAUGGCUGGAUAACAAAACCAUCAGCACCUGCAAGAACGCGACGCUGACCGCCGGGAAUCAGAAGUACCACGAUGAGCGCGUCAUGCCGUAUGUCGGCAUGACGCUGAAGGGCUGGAUCUGGUACCAGGGCGAGAACGAUAUGCAUGGUACACAUGGCAACUCGGAGCUUGGCUACGGCUACGGCUGCCUGAUGCCAGCGCUGGUGCGGUCCUGGCGAGCGCUCUGGAGCGCCGCGGAUGGAACUACACAGCCGGACGCGCCGUUCGGUUUCGUAACCCUGGCCGCCAGUGGCAGCGAGGGUGGCAACAGCAUGGGAGCCAUGCGAUGGGCGCAGACAGCCAACUACGGCGUGGCACCAAACCCAGCGAUGCCGAACACGUUCAUGGCGCAAGCUUUCGAUUUGGACGAUCCCUUCAGCAACAUCACGUGCUAUCGUGCAGGCUGCUGUGGCGACAACCCCAAGCCCGCCUGCUGGAGCUGUCUUGGACCAAACGGUUACUGUGCCAGUCUCUCUGCUGCGAACUACUACAUGGGCCCGAUCCACCCGCGUGACAAGAAGCCUGUCGGUGAGCGGCUGGCACGAGCAGGCGCGGCCGUGGCUUACGGUAAGCCUGGGAUCUUCACCGGACCCACGCUGUCGGGCUGCUCCGUCGCUGGUAACAAGAUCACGGUGCACUUCAACAACUCUUUACUCUAUUCAGAGAAGGUCGUUGUUCAGGACUACCAGAAGAUCAAGUCCAGCCGCCUGGAGGUUCUCACAAACCGGUCGCUGUUCUGCUUGCAGACAUCUGGCCGCAAGACGGAGCAGUGCAUCGACGAUGGCACUGGUCACGCAACUGACCAGGGCCCCUAUGACGACACCCAGACCACGUGGGUGGCAGUGGACGUGACGUCGGCUGGGCCAAACUCCAUCGCCGUGGACCUAACCAAGUCGGGAGGCAAGGCUUUCGCCAUCCGCUACGCAUGGCAAGGACCUGUGAUUCAAGUCUUGUCGUGCAAGUGGUGUGCGAAAGAGGGGGAGGUGUGCCGAUGCAACGGGGAGAUUACGUACGCCCCGGAGCUGUUUGAUGGCUACGUGUACACGGUUCCAUCGGCCGAGAACGCUUACAAAGUUGCUUCCAGCUCAACUCAUAAAUGUGGGACGGACCAAAGUGGAAAGCCUUACGCGGUGGAUCCUGCUCCAUGGCAUGUGAAGCACUGUUGGUGUACACCCCAGGGCAUCCUGGACAUUCUGAAGGCGCACGAUGCUUCCACCCUCCACAAGAAAGAGUGCUCCGAGGCGGCGAAUUUCGACUUCGACCAGCCAGGUCGGCGCUUGGAGGAGGGACCGCAGGAAGACGAUGAGGAUGAGGAGGAGGACGAGGAGCUGAUCGAUGUCGAGGACCAGGAGGAGACACGGCCGAGAGCCUUGUUGAGCCGGCAGAUGGUUGAUAAAGCACCGGCCCGCAGCCUAAAGGGCGACACCCGCCGCCGUCGCACUUACAGCUACACACCCUGGGCCCUCGUCUCCUUGCAAAAGGAGAGCUUCGACAGCCUCGAUGCCGACGAAGGCGACAAGCAGAUCAGCUGCGCCUACGAGUAUGGAGUGCCGGCGGCUUCCUCAGCUCAACAUCAAUCCGACGGGCCCUACUCGGGCCCUGUUUGGGAGGUGGAGGACCUCGCGAAGUCAUGGGGAAACGUCUCCACUCGCCCCUGCUGGAUACGAAUGCGCGGCGAAGCCGGGGAGCGUCUCGAAAGUUGCGCGGUGGCCCUCGAAAAACCUGGAUCACUGAAGGACAAAGCAAAGGAGCGCGUCUCGACGGCCUGGCAUCUUCUGUGGUUCGCGCUCGGCCUCGCAGUGUGUUGUACCGGUCUUGUCGGAGUGCAAGUGGUCUUCAUCAUGAAGACUCUCCAGGAACAGAGUGCCCCAGAGAGAGGAGCUCAAGCUCAACAAGAGGGCCUCAUGAACAACAUGGGUAAUUAG